CGCUGCCAUCUCAGGAGACCCUGUUGCCUCGAGCCCAGGCUACUUGGCUCCCAACGCGACCCCCUUUCCCCAUUGGCUGUCCUGGCAAAAGCUGCUAUCUAAUAAGGAGCGAGGUGCAGAGUCACCGAGCCCGUGCUCCCUGUGUCUGGAUCUAGUCCUGCGGAAGGGCGACCCCCUGGUGGCCAAGCUAGUGCAAGGCCCAGGAGCCCGGUGACGCUCCCUUGGCUUGAGGACUAAGUCCUGUAGGGGAGUCUGGGUCUCCCCUAGAAGCUCCGCGUCUCCAACCUGAAACCCAACCCGGGAAGCUCCAAAUUCCGAUUGAGAUCCAAACCAGGGAGUGGUGGAGUCGAGGGUGAACGCCGGGAGGGACGAUGUUCUACUAUCCCAACGUGCUCCAGCGCCACACUGGCUGCUUUGCCACCAUCUGGCUGGCAGCAACACGUGGCAGCCGGUUGGUGAAGCGCGAAUACUUGAAGGUGAACGUGGUGAAGACCUGCGAGGAAAUCAUCAAUUAUGUGCUGGUUCGAGUGCAACCCCCGCUGCCCGGCCUGCCGCGGCCCCGCUUCUCCCUCUAUCUCUCAGCCCAGCUCCAGAUUGGCGUGGUCCGUGUCUACUCUCAACAAUGCCAGUACCUCAUGGAGGACAUCCAGCACAUCCUGGAGCGCCUACAUCGGGCCCAGCUGCAGAUCCGCAUUGAUAUGGUGGAGCCUGAGCUACCCAGCCUGCUGCUUCCUAACCACUUGGCCAUGAUGGAGACCCUGGAAGAUGCUCCAGACCCCUUUUUUGGGAUGAUGUCUGUGGAUCCCAGACUUCCCAGUCCUUUUGAUAUCCCUCAGAUUCGACACCUCUUAGAGACUGCAACCCCAGAGAGAGUUCUUGUGGAGAUCCCUCCUGAAGUUCCUACAGAGCCCAGGGAGCCAGAGAGGAUUCCGGUUACUGUGGUGUCUCCUGAGGCCAUCACCCUCCUGGAGGCAGAGCCCAUCCGCAUUCUGCAGAUCGAGGGUGAACAGGAGCUCCCAGAGAUCAGCCGCCGAGAGUUGGACCUGCUGAUUGCGGAGGAAGACGAAGCUAUCUUGUUAGAGGAAGGCAGGCCUCCCCGGCCUCGUAGGGCCCCCCCAGAGCUAGAAGAGUUCAAGGAGGAGCCCCGGGCCCCAGAAGUUGCUGUUGCAGUUCCCCCACUCUCGCCUCCAGCUCCUAUACAGGUGGAAGGGAUAGGAGAGCCACUUCCAGGAGAGGUCGUAGGUCCUGAGGAGCUGAAGCUGAUAGGCUGGGAGCCCGGGGUCCUACUGGCUGAGGUGACUCCCCCGCCAGAGCUGCGUCUGCCAGCCCCACCCAGCCCAGAGCUGAGGCCCCUAGUCCCCCCACCUGAAAGGCCACCAGCUCGUCGCCGCCGCCAAUUACUGUUCUGGGAUGAGGAAACUCAGAUCUCUCGGGAGCAAUUCCAGGAACAACUGCAAACCAGAGUCCACUGCCGGGAGUGUCCAAUGGUGCAGCCUCCCGAGAGGACACUCAUGAGCCCUGCAGAGUUGUUCCGAACUCCAACUCACACUGGCUGGCUACCCCCAGAACUACUGGCUUUCUGGAAGCGCGGUGCCCUGCCACCUCCGAGCAUGCUCAGGCAAAGGCUGCUCCAGGAGGCUGAAGAGGCUGAGAGGGCGGCAGCUGCUGAGGAGGAGAGGAGAAAGACUGAAACUCCGAGUGAGAUCGAAGUCCUGAGGGAGGCCCAGGAGCCCAGUGGUCCCCUCAUGGUGUCUUCAGAGCUCUCCUUGGAAGCAGCUGAAGAGGAGAAGUCCCGUAUCAGCCUCAUCCCACCAGAAGAACGGUGGGCCUGGGCUGAGGCAGAGCAGCCAGAGCCCCUUGCAUUGCCCGUGGUGCCCGAACUCCCUGAGGUGCCCAUGGAGAUGCCUUUGGAGCUACCCCUGGAGCCUGGGCUGCUCUCACUAGAGUCCGUGCACAGGGCAGUGGCCCUGGAGCUGCAGGCCAACAGGAAGCCUGACUUCAGCAGCCUAGUGCCACCUCUCAGCCCGCGCAGGAUGGCUGCCCGGGUCUUCUACCUGCUCCUAGUGCUCUCAACACAGCAGAUCCUUCACGUGGAACAAGAGAAACCGUAUGGGCGCCUCCUGAUCCGGCCAGGGCCCAGGUUCCACCAAGAUUAGAGGCCAUUUACAAAGCUGCCAGGAAACUGGUUACGUUAAACCAAGUUCUGCCUCACUGGGCCCUGCCUGCCUUGUUUCUGAAUGUGCAUCUCCAUCCUUCCUGUUCUCAGAGCUACUGUUUAAGCAGAAAACAAACUGCCUUUAUUACAGUA
Molecule: messenger RNA, 2308 nt
Organism: Microcebus murinus (gray mouse lemur)
Lineage: Eukaryota; Metazoa; Chordata; Mammalia; Primates; Cheirogaleidae
Gene: REC8
Product: REC8 meiotic recombination protein
Biological process (GO): double-strand break repair; meiotic sister chromatid cohesion
Cellular component (GO): meiotic cohesin complex
Molecular function (GO): protein binding; chromatin binding
Source: RefSeq, a predicted model, not a curated record